Xiphophorus maculatus (southern platyfish) is the source of this 3090-nucleotide messenger RNA. Its product is annotated as heat shock 70 kDa protein 12A-like. Lineage: Eukaryota; Metazoa; Chordata; Actinopteri; Cyprinodontiformes; Poeciliidae. The transcript has 4 exons. The record is from RefSeq and is a predicted model, not a curated record. Gene Ontology annotation, molecular function: ATP-dependent protein folding chaperone; ATP binding. The coding region runs from base 38 to 1741 and encodes 567 amino acids.
CUGGUUUUCAUCCUGACUUGCAGAACACGAUCCUACAAUGGGUGACUCCUUUGUUAUAGCCUUAGACUUUGGUACUGCUUACAGUGGAUAUGCCUUCAAUAUCACAACCAGCGAGCAAGAAAGUGAUCCCAGAUUAAAGAGUUGGGGAAAAGACCACGGACUGGACACCCCAAAGACUUCAACCUGCAUCCUGUUUGAUCAAAAUGAAGAAUUUGUGAAGUUUGGAUAUGAAGCCAAAACCACAUAUAUCAAAAUGAGAGGAGAAGAAGCAAAGAAACAUUAUUUCUUUGAAGGAUUCAAGAUGGCUCUCUAUGGCAAAGAUCUUAACAAGAACCUUAAGAUUAAAGCAGCAAAUAAUAAGGAAAUGACGGCUCUGAAGGUUUUCUCUGAGUCCCUGAGAUUCCUGAAGGAUGACGCACUGAAAACAAUCAACUCCAAGGCACCAGGACAGAAUUUCAUUGCCUCUGACUUCACCUGGGUUCUGACGGUUCCUGCCAUCUGGGAUGAGUCAGCAAAACAGUUCAUGAGAGAAGCUGCAACUCAGGCAGAAAUUGUAACUGAAGGAACUGAAGACAAACUGAUGAUUGCACUGGAACCAGAAGCUGCUUUAGUCUGGUGUAAGACGCUUCUAUCAGAUGGUUUCAUCACACAGAACCACAAUAGUGUCUCACUGGAUCAGACUCCAGGAGCUCAGACUAUUAUUGUUGAUUGUGGAGGAGGAACUAUUGACAUCACUGUUCACAAAAUCCUGAAAAGAGGAGCCUUAAAGGAGCUGCACAGAGCCUCUGGGAAUAACCUGGGAGGAAAAACUGUGGACAGAAAGUUCAAAGAGUUUCUGAGAGAGAUAUUCACUGAUGGAGUCUGGGAUGAAUAUGAAGAAACUUAUCCCAGUGAAGUUCAGAGAAUGAUAUUUGAUUUUAGUCGUCUCAAACAGGUUGAUGAGGAUAUUGAGAUCCCAUGUCCAUAUAAUCUGGGGAAACUGGCCCGGAAAAAGAAAGCCAUAGAAAAGUUCUUUGAGUCAGUACAAGGAGCUUCCUGGAAUAACGGAGUCAUCAAAAUCUCCAGAGAGAAACUGAGAUCUUUCUAUGAUGAGAGUCUUCAGGGCAUGACCAAGAGUCUCAAAGAAAUAUUAGAAAAAGAUCUCAAAAUUGACUUCAUUCUCUUAGUGGGGGGGUUCGCAGAAAGUAAAAUACUACAGAAGCACAUUAAUGAAGAGUUUGAAGCAGAAUAUAAAAUCCUGUGUCCUGUUAGACCUCAGGAAGCGAUCCUUAGAGGAGCUGUAGAGUUUGGAAGAAACCCAAAGAUAGUGACAUUUCGGAGAAGUCGCUUUACUUAUGGGGUGGCCGUGUUAAAAAAGUUUGAUGAGUCUGAACAUAAACAAGAGAAGAAACUCAUAGCUGAUGGAAAAGAGUGGUGUAAGGACAUUUUUAAAAUACUGCUGGAAGUAGGUCAAGAUGUAGCCUGGGAUGAAACCAGAGAGCAUUUCCUUAAUGCAGCAGAUCCAAAACAGACACAGAUGAGUGUUAGAUUGUUCAGGACUGAAAAAAAAAAUCCAGAAUAUGUAGAUGAUAGUGGGGUGGAAGAAAUAGGUUCAUUUGUAGUUAAACUAUUUGAUUCUAAAACAAAUCAAGAACGUAAAGUGAAAAUAGAACUAAAUUUUGGCUCAGCGAUUAGAGCAACAGGGACUGACUUGAAUACUGGAAAGAAAAGCACACUUAAAUUUGAGUUCAAGAAUGUCUGAAACAUUUAUAAUAUCACACUGCAAUGGUUUACAGUUGAAGGUUGAUGUCAUACCACAGGCCAUAAUGGUUUUAUCUUAUUUGUAAUGACUAUCAGCUUGUUUUGUGUUCAUGUUCACAUUUUUACUUUUCACUUUUAGAAAACGAAGAACAUAUUGAUUUGAGUAUAUUAUAUAGCAGAAACCUGUUUUCUGUGUUCUUUAACUUUGCUUUUAUCUUUGUCUUUUGUUUGCUGCAAUAUAUUACUAAACCUUGUGUCAUAAAAUGGUUAGUUGGGUGGUCAGGAUUAGAUGCGGUGGACCCAGGUUGUAGUGGAAAAUUAUGGUUUUAAUGAACAAAAAGUGAACAGAAAUCCAGACACGGGUAGCACUAGAAGAGAUGACAGAGGGACAACGCAGCGAGGACAAUGACACAAGAAAACUAUAACGUACGAUAAUACUCGAAAAGGAUCCGACGGGAAAACACAGACACAGGUGAGUAUGAGGAGAGGAGAUAAUCAAGGGAACGAGACACAGCUGAAAACAAUAACAUGGGGUCAGGGGCGCAACUACAUACUUUCUGAGGAGUAUGCGAACAUGUCAUGGAUUUCACUGUAAUUGUUUAGCCUGGAAUGUGUGUCUUUCCACUACCAUCUGUAUUUAUGCCAGAGGUUUUACUUCUAAGGACGGUGUAGCAUCGGGUGGACAUUUUAAAAAGAUGUGGGUUGAUAGCAGCUCACCACGGCUCCGUCUCUAAGCAACCAUGACCACAGGGUGAGUUUGUGGGGUUUGGGGAGGGGGGUUCUAUUUAGGUCCUGCAAUUUAUUUGACCUUAAUAUUUCCUGUGUUUUGUUUUGGUCGUUAUUAUUCCAAUUAUUAUUGAGAUGAGUGUGAUAGGUGUGUCUACCACACACUCUCUUGUUGAUACACUGAGCACCCGAGGCCGUUUCAGCCGGCGUUCCAGCCGGCGCACCCGAGGGAAUUCCAGCCGGCGCACCUGAGGCCGUUUCAGCCGGCGGUCCAGCCGGCGCACCCGAGGCCGUUUCAGCAGGCGUUCCUGCCGGCACACCCAAACCCGUUCCAGCCUCCGAACCCGUUCCAGCCUCCGAACCCGUUUCAGCCGGCUCACCAGAGACCGAGACUCCCAGUGUUCCGACCGAGACUCCCAGUGUUCCUCCCGAGACCGAGACCCUCUGCGUUCCUCCCGAGACCCGGACCCUCUGCGUUCCUCCCGAGACCCGGAUCCCCUGCGUUCCUCCCGAUACCCGGACCCCCUGCAUUCCUCCCGAGACCCGGACCCCCUGUGUUCCUCCCGAGACCCGGACCCCCUGCGUUCCUCCCGAGACCCGGACCCCCUGCGUUCCUCCCGAGAC